AAUAAAAUGAUUAGAAGAUUUACAAGUUUAUUAUCCGAUUCCAAAUUUUAAUAUGCUCCUAACUAUUUCUUUAGAACUUCAAAUAAUUUAUUAAAUAAAAAAUUGAGCACAGGCGAAGCUUCAGUAGUUCUUGCCGAAAAAAUUAAAGGAAUAGCAUAACAAAAUGAUAUCACAGAAUAUGGUACAGUUAUAUCUAUUGGUGAUGGUAUUGCAAGAGUAUUUGGUUUAACAAAAGUACAAGCUGGAGAGAUGGUUGAAUUUAAAAGUGGUGUGAGAGGUAUGGCACUUAACUUAGAAACUGACAAUGUAGGUAUUGUGGUUUUGGGUAAUGAUAGAGAAAUAAAAGAAGGUGAUGUUGUCAAAAGAACUGGAGCAAUUGUAGAUGUACCAAUAGGUGAAGCUAUGUGUGGAAGAGUACUUGACGCAUUAGGUAAUCCUAUUGACGGUGCUGGCCCUAUUAAAGGCUCUGAAAGAGCAAGAGUUGAAGUUAAAGCACCUGGUAUUAUUCCUAGAUAAUCUGUUAACGAACCUAUGCAAACAGGUAUUAAAUGUGUAGAUUCUUUAGUACCUAUCGGAAGAGGAUAGAGAGAACUUAUUAUUGGUGAUAGAUAAACUGGUAAAACAGCUGUUGCAAUUGAUACUAUUUUGAAUUAAAAGGAAGCAUUUAAUACUGGAGAUGUUAACAAAUAAUUAUAUUGCAUUUAUGUUGCUAUUGGUCAAAAACGUUCAACAGUUGCUAACUUGGUUGGAACCUUAAAAUAACACGACUGUAUGAAAUUUACUAUUGUAAUUUGCGCUACUGCUUCUGAUGCUGCUCCCUUACAAUUUUUGGCACCAUAUUCAGGUUGCGCAAUCGGUGAAUAUUUCAGAGAUAAUGGUAAACAUGCUUUAAUUAUAUAUGAUGAUUUAUCGAAAUAAGCUGUCGCUUACAGACAAAUGUCUCUUCUUUUAAGAAGACCCCCUGGUAGAGAAGCAUAUCCUGGUGAUGUUUUUUAUUUGCAUUCUCGUUUACUUGAAAGAGCUGCUAAGAUGAAUAAAACUCAUGGUGCUGGUUCUCUUACUGCUCUACCUGUUAUAGAAACAUAAGCUGGUGACGUUUCUGCUUAUAUUCCCACUAAUGUCAUUUCGAUUACUGAUGGAUAAAUUUUCUUAGAAACUGAACUUUUCUACAAAGGUAUUAGACCAGCUAUUAAUGUAGGUCUUUCUGUAUCUAGAGUCGGAUCUGCUGCUUAAAUUAAAGCUAUGAAAAAAGUCGCUGGUUCAUUGAAAAACAGACUUGCUUAAUAUAGAGAAUUAGCUGCUUUUGCUUAAUUUGGUUCUGAUUUAGAUGCCCACACCUAAUCUGAAUUGAAUAGAGGUGAAAAACUUACUGAAUUAUUGAAAUAAAAAUAAUAUUAACCUAUGAAAGCUGAAGAAUAAGUCUGUGUUAUAUUUGCUGGUGUCAAUGGCUAUUUGGACAAUCUUUAAACUUUCGAAAUCCGUCACUUUGAAAGUAAAUUCCUUGAACAUAUAAGAAGUAACCAUGCUUCUCUCUUAUAAAGAAUCAGAGAAACUGGAGAUUUGAAAGACGGUGAUGUUGCUGAACUUAAAACAGCUAUACCACUUUUCAUUUAAGAAGGUGGAUUUAAGACAAAGAUCUAGUGAAGAAAAAUUAAAAUAAUUUUUUAUUUUUUAUUUUUUUUAUUUUGCAAAGAUAGAAUAAUUUAAAAAUAUU
This is a messenger RNA of Ichthyophthirius multifiliis, 1714 nucleotides long. Its product is annotated as ATP synthase alpha subunit precursor, putative. Gene Ontology annotation, biological process: proton transmembrane transport; proton motive force-driven ATP synthesis. The transcript is spliced from 7 exons. Lineage: Eukaryota; Ciliophora; Oligohymenophorea; Hymenostomatida. Gene Ontology annotation, molecular function: ADP binding; ATP binding; proton-transporting ATP synthase activity, rotational mechanism. The record is from RefSeq and is a predicted model, not a curated record.